Alternaria viburni is the source of this 5001-nucleotide messenger RNA. RefSeq lists its product as uncharacterized. The transcript is spliced from 4 exons. Gene Ontology annotation, biological process: phosphorylation; phosphorelay signal transduction system. Gene Ontology annotation, molecular function: phosphorelay sensor kinase activity. NCBI's taxonomy places the organism in Eukaryota, Fungi, Ascomycota, Dothideomycetes, Pleosporales, Pleosporaceae. The coding region runs from base 1 to 5001 and encodes 1666 amino acids. The record is from RefSeq and is a predicted model, not a curated record.
AUGGUCGCACAUGACGCUUCGAAAAUUCGACUCACCGAAACCGGGGAGAUUCACCCUCAAGCCCACACCGAUCUAAAAGAUUUUUAUUUCAAUGAUGUACACUUCGGCACUGCUCCUAGCGGAAUAAGACGCCAACUACUUCAAGUUCCGAUUGAAGACUUCUUCGAUAUGUGCGUGCGCGAAUUGGUCAAUGCGGAAGAUGGUCACGAGGAUAAGAAGAAGGACCGGGACGACCGCCUCUGGUUUAUUAUAAGCUGUGCGACGCAUCCCGAGGCGGACGUCGACGGGACCUUGGGGCCUGAGCUGUGGAAGUACUACGAGUGGACGACUUGGUGGCCCAAAUACGAGCAAUCACCAGUCCAUCGUAGCUCCACGUUUGAAUUGCAGAAGGAGGCAGUCGAAGAAGAAGACACCGUUAUGUGGCCCGGUCUGACAUGGUUUCUCGAGGACGAGAUACGCAUCCAAGAUGGGUACGCCGCGGAAAACAUCGAGCAUGUCAUCAAGCACUUUCUCUGGCUCUUACUGAACACCAUCGACGUUCACCUCGUCGAUCAUCGACUGGGCCUUAGUGAUCGAUAUCCCGACGAAGAGACCGCGAGCGUGCUGCAAGAAGGUUAUGACGUGCUAAAUCGGUCCUCGAAGUUAGUGCUGCGAAAUCCCUUCUCAGACAUCCCCAAGCCUGUGCGUGAGGCCUUGGCGAAGCUCAAUACCAGGGGUAACAUCGAGUACGUCGGAAUGUGCCCUCUACAUGCCCUCUACCAUGCUGUCCCACCGGAGCUCUUGCAUGCAUCCGCGUACAUUUACUUCCUCCAUUGGGCCUUGGCCGAGGUCGAUCAUUUGAAAGCAGAUCCAAAUGGCACCAUACGUGCAAACCUGCUGAAGCUGCACAUGGUAGGUGCACCAGAGGGGACUAGAAGCGAUUGUAGACAUUCCUGGACACGCCCUGCAGGUAUGGGCGACGUGGUUACCGAACAGCUCGAAGCCCACGUGAAUCGCUAUCUCGACGAUGGCCCUGGUGCGGACGUUCCAUUAGAGCCGACCGGACCGCGCAUUGAUCCCGACGGGCUGUGUGAUGUGGUGAGCACGCCAGAAGUAACCGAGCGCUGCCCAAUAUGCCUUGAAGAUUACGCGGACGUUGAUAGCGUCUACUACGGGACGACCGGCUAUGGCUCACCACCACCAUUCGAUACCUCACGGCCCAAGCUGAAGCCAGCAGAGCGAGAGCUGGCAGACUUCACGCUUCUCGAAGCCCUCGACCGCGACGACCGCCCUACCUUCGCCGUCGAAACACGCUCGUCCCUAGGCCACGAUGAAGCCCACACCAUAGAACUCGUGUAUGCGAACACGGCGCUUCAGACCGUUGGCGGGCUUAUGACCAAGAUCACAGGCGACGAGUCGACUAGCUUGUUCGCGCAGAGCUCGGGACCACAACUUGCCUUUCGGAAUUGGAUUCGUGGGCAAGGGAUUGAGGAGGACCUGCAACAACACGGCAAUGCAUACACAUUCGAAGGGCACGUAUGGAAUGCGACAAGUGUGGGGCGCUACAAGAUUGUCAGCGGAGUGCCAACGCGACUGCUGUGGGUCGACGCCGCCCCGGGAGGAAAGAGCCACCGCACCCUCCGACGCGAGCGGAAAACACCUUGGCCUGGGAGCAAGCAUCGCGCGGAUGCACUACCCAUCAAGCCCCAGCUGUCGCUUGCUCAGAUACCGCAAACACCCGAGGCCGACACCAGCUCUUCUGCAGACCGAAGCGCAGCACCGCACGCGUCCUUCGAUUGUACAUCUGAUGUACGCACUUCUACGAGCCCGCACAUCGAGUACUUCCGCAGUGUGGAUUGGGCAAAUACACCCCUGGGUCCAAUGAGUUCAUGGCCUAGUGAUCUGCGUUGCGUAGCGAACACAGUACUCAGUAACAAUGUGCCAGCCGUUAUGUUCUGGGGCGACGAUGUCAUCAUGUUGUACAACGAACCAUAUGUCCAACUCCUUGGCAGCCUCCAUCCUUGCAUGGGCGAAAGUGUCCGCGUCACGGCGCCUGAUCACUGGGUCUCGUUUCAACCUCUGGUAGACUACAUCAAGUCAACUGGCGAAUCAAUAGCCGAGCCUGACAUGCUUCUAUUCAUUGACAGAGACAAGAUCCUUGAAGAGACACACUGGUCUUUUCAAUUCGUCCCGAUAUUGAACACCGACGGCCAAGUGGCAGCCUACUACCAGUCCUUCUACGAAGUUUCCAACCACCGUAUCCUCGAGCGCCGCGUCUCUAGUCUGGUCGCAAUGGGAACCCAGAGUGCGAAUGCCAGAGAUUUCCCGUCAUUUUGGGAGACUACAUUGCGCUCACUGAGCUUGAACGAUAAGGAUGUGCCAUUUGCGUUGUUGUAUGCUGCCGAGCGGCAUGUUAGCGCUCAAAUACCUUCAGUAUCAUCACCCGGUAGCAUUCCUCCGUUAGAAGGCUGCGUUCUCAAGGGUACCAUUGGCGUUUCCGCUGACCAUUCCAUCGCCCCCGCGACCAUCAAUAUCAACGAAGACUCUUACAUCCUCCAGCCGUUCCUAAGUCGCGCCGCCAAGUCCGGGAAAGCGACCGUUGUUCACGUUGAGGACCUUCCCGAUCCAACAAGGGCCUUGCAAGGCAUCGACUGGAAAGGAUAUGGUGACCCUUGUCGAACCUUAGUCAUCUGUCCAAUAAUACCCACCACGGGAAAUCAGGUAGAAGGCUUCCUCAUAAUUGGCAUAAAUCCGCGCCGCCCCUUCGACGAAGAGUACCAGCAAUACCUGCAUGUCAUGGUGCGGUUGCUGGCUACGUCUCUUGCUUCCAUCGUUCUUUUUGAAGACGAAGUCCGACAAAGAGAAAACGCCAUCAUCCAGGCUGCUCAGAUCCAAGAACAUCUGAUGGCGGAAAUACAACUCAAAGAAAGCAAGUUUCAGCGCUUCGCGGAACGAUCCGACGUAGGCAUCUUUAUUAUUGAUCCGGCAGGAACGUACACUUACCGUAAUCAACGAUGGCAUGAUAUAUUUGAGAUCGCAUCCUCUGAUGACAACGCCACCGUGGCAUGGCAUAAAAUCGCGUUCGAAGAGGACAUCUCUUACUGCCAAUCCAUGUUCGCAAAACUAAUCAUGAAUCACGAAUCUGUUAUCUUUGAGCUGCGUACGCGGAUGCCCUGGACGCCGCCGUCACAGUCAGAUGAGCCGCAGACCGAGGAUACCCAGCACUACAAGUGGAUUUUGUGUUCAGCCUUCCCCGAGUUGGGUCCGAACGGCGAUCUUGUUGAGGUCGUCGGGAAUGUUACAGAUAUAUCCAAGCAGAAGUGGGCUGAAGGCAUUCAAAAGAUACGCAUGGACAGCGCACUGCAAGGCAAGCAACACUUAGAACACUUUCUGGACACGACGAGUCAUGAGAUGCGAAACCCUCUCAGCGCCAUCAUGCAAUGCGCGGAUUCGAUCACGUCUUCCUAUCCCCAAGAAGAUUACCAAGAGCGCCAAAACACGACACCAAACGAGUGGACGGCUUUCAUCGAGUCUACCCUAGACGCUGCCCAGACGAUAGGAGUUUGCGCAUCGCACAUGAAGCACAUAGUCGACGAUAUCCUCACCAUCUCCAAACUCGAUUCGGGUCUCUUGGACAUGACACCGGUCAUUGCGCAACCCGAGAGUGUGGUCAUGCAUGCAGUGAAGAUGUUCGACGCAGAAGCAAGAGCAGCAGGUAUCAACCUCGUGUUGAACGUGGAUCAAUCCUAUCGCAACAUGGAGAUCGACUGGGCAUCUUUGGAUCCAACAAGGGUGCUGCAGAUUCUCAUCAACCUCCUCACCAAUGCCAUUAAGUUCACCCGCUUGGAGUCCACCAAGCGUGUAACAGUGACUCUGGCCGCCAGUAGCGCCGAACCCGUCUCAACGCUACAUGGAAUACAGUAUAACGAGGAGAGGCUGGUUGGACAAGACCCCCACUUGGAAGAGGAUUGGAAGAAAGCUCAAGAGUUAUUCUACAUUCAAUUUGCCGUCACUGAUACGGGCCGUGGACUUUCCGACGAAGAAAAAUGCAAUCUCUUCACCCGCUUUUCACAAGCCUCACCUCGGACGCACAUACACUACGGUGGCUCUGGCCUUGGGUUAUUCAUAUCUAGACGUCUCACCGAGUUACAAGGCGGAUCAAUCGGCGUCGCGAGUGAGUCUGGGAGGGGCAGUACGUUUGCCUUCUACAUCAAAUCACGGCGGGCGAGACCUAUCGUAGCUCGAAAAGGCAGUCUUCCGCAUGUUUUCCCAGAAGAGAUCAAGCACAGACGCCCGAUACCGCUGGUAAGCCUAACGCGUCCGUCUCCUCCCGUGCGCAUAUCCACAGGCGAGCAAGGUCAAAGAUCAGACUCUGCCAGUCCAAAAGCACGCCGCCCGUCGGUGCAAUCAAAAUCCUCGCAGACCGAACACUCUCACGUGCGACCGGAAGCGCUAGGACUGCCAGAGGGCCCCGAUCUGCAAGAAUUGAAGCGUACAAAGAGUAUACCAGAUACGCUGCACGUUCUCGUGGUGGAAGACAAUCUCAUCAACCAACGCGUUCUCGCCAAACAACUGCGCAAUCUAGGAUGUGUCGUGAGCGUCGCCAACCACGGUCAAGAAGCCCUUGACUUCCUACCAAAGACCAGUCUGUGGAAACACGAUCAAGCUACUGGCGACGCGAUCGCGCGAGAGGCCCUCCAUAAUGGCGAACUGCCCAUUGAACUCAGCCUCAUCCUCAUGGACUGGGAGAUGCCCAUCAUGAACGGACUCACGGCCGUUGCCGAGAUACGGAAGCUUGAGCAACAGGGCUUGUUGAAGGAACGAGUGCCAAUCAUCGGGGUUACGGCCAAUGUGCGUCAACAGCAGAUCGAGCAAGCGAUGGCUGCGGGAAUGGACGAUGUUGUUGGUAAGCCUUUCAGGGUUGCAGAGUUGCUCGUGCGGAUGAGGGGGAUUGUCGCUGGUAUGGAUCCGGAGGGCCCAAACAGUGCAACCUUGACUGAGGGGUAUGCGAGCUUCGGGUGA